Molecule: messenger RNA, 1125 nt
Organism: Cotesia glomerata
Lineage: Eukaryota; Metazoa; Arthropoda; Insecta; Hymenoptera; Braconidae
Product: UPF0193 protein EVG1 homolog
Exons: 5
Coding region: 260-946 (228 amino acids)
Source: RefSeq, a predicted model, not a curated record
UAGUUUUGAAAUUGAAUAUAGAACGAAAAAUAAUGAACAGCAGUUCAGAGUCGUUAGUUGAGUUGUCAUAGAAACCAAUCGUAUAAAUUACAGCAAACGAAACUAAUAAAAUGGGAAGUAACGCGAUAAAGUUUAAUUUUACUGUAACGACUUCACAAAAGAAUAAUUAAACAAAAGUAUUAUGAACACAAGAAUUUCGAAAGAAAAAAACUUGUGAAAAUAUUGGAUUGAACUUUAGUAAAUAAAAAUAAAUAUUACAAUGGAACGUAAAGAACAACGAGUUGGACUUGGAGUUGGAGCAUUUCAUAACCCACCACGAGCUCAGUAUAGUGAAGAAACUCGGCAGCUCAUAAAAAUUUUGAUGGAAGAAUCGAAACUGUCAAUGAUGCAAAGAAAAUCUAUACAGAAUGCAGUAAACCGUGGAGAGUCAUUGCCACCUAUUUCACGGGCAUCUUCUGUAGCAGUUAAUCAUAUACGUACUAUUCCAUCUUCAUAUUGGAAGCGAAGAUCGCAGGAAGCGAUUGUUAAUAGUGGUGCUUAUGAACGAGAACAAUUUAGACGUACUACACCAUUAUUAAACAAGGAAAAACAAAAACGUCAUUUGGCAUGUAUGAUGGCUUAUGGCAAAGAUAUGCCAGAAACACCACAUGGUCCAGCAAUUAGACAUAAACCGAGAAAAUGUUCACUACCACCGGAUAAUAAUAACGUUUUAGAUGACUUAACACGAGGUAUCAAAGAACGUAUUGAAUUUCUACAUGAGAUGGAACAUCUUGGUCUUGGUAAAAAGUAUCAGCCAAUAAUUCACCAAGAGAUCGCGGAGAAAAUACGAUUGAUUCAAUCGUUGGACAACCAUAAGAUGACGGAGAUCGAAGAAGAUAUUAAAAGAUAUAAGUACGAACAAUCCACUCCGAAGCCGUUUCCAAUGGGAGAACUCGAUGAUUCGUGACUAUAUUAAUUAUUUCUUUAUCGACCUCAUGAAAGUAAUAAUAUAUUAUUCAGAAAAAUAUUUUAUUUUGGUUUGUUAAUUUCCAUUAUCAUUAAUAAUUAUUCACUAGUUUUUUAAAUUAAAUACUUUCAAUGAAUUGUCUUGAAACGAAUUCAAAAAGUUAAGUAUGUUACUUAAUU